AUGUACGCCGAUGCGGCGGUGUUCCCUUCUGCGAGGCUCAAGCCUGCCAGGACACGGUUAAUGACCGUGGAAAUCGACCAGAGUUCACUCCUCAGAGCUCAGACUGCCCCGGCCACAAUGAACGGUGCUGUUCAUGUUCCUAUGGGAACACCAUCAAUUGUUUCGUCCUCUUCACUGUCGAUUGCGAGCGCAGGUGGAGCUGGCACAACGUCUCCAACUAUUAGCCUUUCCACACCAAUCGGCAACGACUCGUUAAUCAACAGGAAAGCGGACCCUUCUCAGGGGCUCUAUCAAACAUGUGUAGCUCUCCGGGAAAGAUUGCUUCUAGUACCAGACUUUGAACGUUUCUUAGAGCCCGUUCCCGGGGCGGAUACAAGGGAAGAUCCAGUUAGCCAGCUGUGGAGGUGCUUCCGUAUGGGUUCGAGUCUUUGCGUAUUGUUCAAUGCAGUCAGGCCGGUUCAAUUCAUCGAUGAAGAACAUUGCAGGCCCGACCUUGGGGCCGUAUCUAAAAUGAAGGCUGCAACUUACCAUUUUAUUCAAGGAAUCAAGAAGGAGCUCGAGAUUGGUGGAGAUGACUCCUUUAUGAUUCACAACCUGUACACCGACGAUACGAAUGGUUUUGUCAAGGUGACCAGAACUGUCAGCAAAAUCCUGGAUGUCUUAGCACAAAAAAAUCUUCUUCUCCACAAGGGCCCCAGCGACAACCGGAGUUCGUCAGAACGAAAGCCGCUGGACAAUCGCGCGCGUGUUGUCCAGGAGCUGGUGGACACGGAGCGCAAGUAUGUGCAAGAUUUGGAAACGCUACAAGAGUACAUGAAGGAACUGGAAGCGGAUGAGGUUCUUGGCAAGGAUCAGAUCCACAUUUUGUUUGCGAACUUGAACGGGCUAGUGGAUUUCCAGCGGAGAUUUUUGAUCAGAGUAGAAACGCAAAACGACCAGCCUUUUGAGAAGCAGCAAUGGGGAAUGCUUUUUGUGGAAUACUGCCGCGAGCCUGAAGAGCGAGUCCAACGAAGCGGAGACCCAAUCGGAGGACCGGCAUACCAGGAAACGUUUGCGAUUUAUCAGCCUUAUGCUUCAAACUUCAAGAAUGCUCAGGACUUAGCUAUGGAAGAAAAGGCUAAGCUCGAGAGGAAGGCGCAUCCUGUAUACCAGCAACUCAAUGCAUUCCUUAUCAAGCCUAUUCAAAGAGUAACGAAGUAUCCGCUUCUUCUGAGAGACUUGAUCAAGCACACCGAUCCAGCUGAAGCCGAGGACCAAAAACUCCAACUAGGUCUAGAAGCCAUUGAGGAAAUCAAUCGUAAGAUUAACGAGGCCAUUAGAAAGGCCGAGAAUAUCGAGAGCGUAAAGGAUCUCGAGGGUCGAGUUGAGGACUGGAAAGGGCAUAAACUUGAGCAUUUUGGCGAAUUAUUACUACAUGGGCAAUUUUCGGUGAUCAAAGGCGACCAGAAGGGCGAUGUAGAGAGAGAGUAUUAUAUCUAUCUUUUUGAGCGUAUACUGUUGUGCUGUAAAGAAGUGGGGACAGGUAAGAAGCAAAAACAAGCCAUGAUGGCAAGGCCGAAACCAGGAAAGAAGAAGUCCAUGUUGCAACUGAAGGGUCGAAUAUUUAUGCAGAACGUGACUGAUGUCAUCUCCCUUUCGCGGGGUGGUACGUGGUCGUAUACAUUGCAGAUUUUUUGGAAAGGCGAUCCGGGGGUGGAGAACUUUAUCAUCAAACAUACAAAUGAGGAAAGGUUAGAUCAGUGGUGUAAGGCUCUCGAGAAGCAACGAGAAGCUUUCGCCAGAGCUGGAACACCAAGCAGUCGAGGAACCAGGACGAGUGGAGGAGCACGAUCAACAGCAGCUGUAGAUUUCGCUUGGAUGCUUAAUGUUGAUACUGGAGACCAAGGACAAACUGCAGAGCUUUCAGAGGAUGACGACGAUGAGUUGGAAGACCCUGCAGAACCGCAGAUACAGGGUUUCAACCUGCCUCGAAAUACCUCUAGCGCAAGCAUUCGAUCUAGGUCUGCCACAAAUGAGAGUGUUCAACAGCAAGCAAUGCAGCAGCAGAUGCAGCAUCAACUGCAUCAACAUCAACUGCAUCAACAAACACCAUCAGGUGCGCUUCCUGGCACAUAUGCAGCGCGGCCAAAUCAACAAAGUCCUAUGCUUCCAGCUUCUCAUGAUGCUUCGUAUUUCUCGCCCGUAUCAGAAACACCAAUGAGCACUCGUAUAAGCUCCUCGUCCAACCAAUUCCCAUUCCCGAGAACCUCGACGCCAGGAUAUGCCGAAGAUAACCGACGAUACACGCCGCCGAGCGGAUUCACUCCUCCGAAUAUGUCAAGAUCGACGUCAAGGGAGGGCGCUGCGAUUGCUGCCAGUCAAGCUCAGUUUGCACAUCAUCACCAGGUACAGCAAGCGAGUAGCCGCCUACAACGACCUUCACUGCCAGGGAUGGCCCCUCCGCCAGCCGGCUCGCUCCAACAGAAUAGGAUGCGGUCUGCGAGUAGCCCUAACAUUCACCAUCUUCCCAGUCAAGCACAGCUUGCCCGAUCGCCAGGCGCCGCAAUCCCUCCCAUACCAUCAGUACCUUCAAACUAUGUUGCGUAUAGCGGUGGUCCUGCAGUGAUAAACCGUAGCCAGAAUAAUUCACCCACAUCACCCAACUUACCUAUGCAAGGAGGGCCAGGAAGAAACUCGCCGGCGAUCCAAGAGAACGGCCUGAAAACUAACGGUAUAAAUGGAAUACAACCACAAGUCAAGCUGAAGGUCAACUAUGGCGAUGACAAGUUUAUCAUCAUCGUACCAUCCACCAUUGCAUACAACCAGCUGCUGGACCGAAUCGAACAUAAAGUCAAGAUGUGCGGUGCUACUGGUGUAGAAGUACCUAUAAACCCCAUCAGGAUAAGAUAUCAGGAUGAAGAUGGUGACUUCAUCUCGAUGAACUCGGACGACGACGUGCAGAUGGCGUUUGAUGUGUCGGGCGAUCCUGGGAAGGAUGGCAGCGCAGGGAUAACCGGUGUUGUCACUCUUUACGUGUCGGCUUAA
Molecule: messenger RNA, 3024 nt
Organism: Morchella importuna
Lineage: Eukaryota; Fungi; Ascomycota; Pezizomycetes; Pezizales; Morchellaceae
Exons: 8
Coding region: 1-3024 (1007 amino acids)
Biological process (GO): septin ring organization; establishment of cell polarity; intracellular signal transduction
Cellular component (GO): nucleus; division septum; cytoplasm
Molecular function (GO): guanyl-nucleotide exchange factor activity; protein binding
Source: RefSeq, a predicted model, not a curated record